AUGGCCGACUCCACCGGUGGCCGCAGGCCAACAUACCCUGCCGGGACAAUUGCGAAAGUGUCUACCGAUAUUCUGAAUGAGAUGUUCGGCAACAUCAUCCACGAUCUCGUCGCAAAGGUUCAUCGCGAGGAGAAGACGGCCCGGAUGCGGUCCGCGGUAGUUGUCGCGAGACAGAAAGCGGAGGACCAGGCGAUCAUGCCCGACGAGACUCCCAGCAAGACCUCCACCGAUAUCAAGAAAGAAGUGAUCCUCGAUACCAAGAAGCUGUCGACCAUGCGCAUGGAGACCGACGCAGCCACUUUCGACCGUGGCAAAGUCUUCCUCAAGGGCAACCCCCUGCACACCGUCAAGGAGCUCGUAUGCCCUGAGUGCCGUUUGCCUCAGCUCAUGUACCCCAGCACUGGGGCUAUGUCCCGACCUCCCCCCGACUCGGAUUGCGAAUACUGUGCCAACGGACCAAUGAUCACACUGCCGGGCCACGAUGUCCACGGCAAGCUCUUUGCUAUCAUGCCCAACCCCAAGAAGAAGAAGGGUGACCGCGACAGCACCAUUCCCGAGAUUCCCACUACCAAAUGCCCUCUUUGUCCCCGUUACUUUGUCAUGAACCGCCUUGCACAGCACCUCGACCGUUGCAUGAACAUCUCCGGUCGCGGAACCAGCAUGCGCAACAAAACACCAACAGCCGACAGCAAUGGAAAUAGUCCCACAUCCUCAGCACCGAAGCGCGCACACGCAGAUGAAGAUGACGGAAGCCCCAGCCCAACCAAGAAGAAAAAGCCCAACGGACCCAAGAAAGGCUCCAGCAACAAGCCAGGUCCGAGCAAGCUUAAGCAAUCCUUCACAGCUGAAGACAACGACGACGAUAUUAAGAGCGAAAACGCCGACUGA
This is a messenger RNA of Penicillium antarcticum, 888 nucleotides long. RefSeq lists its product as uncharacterized. The transcript is spliced from 2 exons. The record is from RefSeq and is a predicted model, not a curated record. Bases 1 to 888 code for a protein of 295 amino acids. NCBI's taxonomy places the organism in Eukaryota, Fungi, Ascomycota, Eurotiomycetes, Eurotiales, Aspergillaceae.